CGAAAUGUCGCGUUUGGCUGCAACAUGCAAUUUCAGAUUAUCUAAAGUUCUCUUGAUACUCUUGUCAUUAGGCUGCCGCCGAACAUGGGCGGUCACUUUUCUGUCUAUAUAAACAUUAGCCCAGCACAGCUCUUGAGAAGAACCGUCGGCUCGCGCACAUGGUCAGUCACAGUCUCGCCUGUCUGGAAUGAAAGCAGCUCAGUGAUGGAGUUCAGAGAGCUGGGAGCAGACGACAGUUCUGAGGGCGACAUGGAGGAUCUGGACAGUGUAAAAGCCCUGACAGAGAAACUCAAACUCCAAACGCGCAGACCGUCGUAUCUAGAAUGGAAGGAGCGACUGCAGGCUCGCCCGUGGACCGAUGCCACUCACGGUUCAAAUGUCAGCAGCCCAGGAUCUGUAGAGAAGGACACUCAGCUAUCCGACGUCUGGAAAGAUGGGAUGCCUUAUAAGAAUAUAUGCGGCUUUGAUACUAUAGACGACGCGUUAGAAUGGCUCAGAAACGAACUGAGGGAGAUGCAGAUGCAGGAUAACCGUCUCGCACGGCAGUUGAUUCGCUUACGGGUGGAGAUCCACAGGUUGAAGGUGGAGCAGGUGUGUCACCGUCACAAAGAGAUGCUGGAUGAUGCCACCUAUGAGCUGGAGGAGUGCGAGGAGGACUCAGACCUGCUGUGUGACAUCCCCAUGAAAGCUGCCUUCACUCUGUCCACCACUCUCAAACAUAUAGGUCUCACCAGGAUGAACCUCAACUCCAGACGAUUCUCGCUCUGUUGAGAGGCACGGCGAUGAGAGAUGCCCCUCAAGAACUUUUCUUUUACUUUUGCAGACACUGGAAACCAAAGUUUUGAUUCAAUUCAGUGUUAAAAUUGGACCAUAGAAAAAACAAAACAAAACAAAAAAACAAAUAAAAAAUCACUUUCAUUUUUUUUCACUUUGUUUGACUUGACCACAGGUGGUCAUAUCUGAAAAUGCAGUAACCAGCACUAUACCACUUGUGACAGCGGACUCACCACAGGACUGAGAAAGUCUCCAGAGUUGGAAAAAAGUUUUAUUUACAUUUGAAAAUAGCUGAACUGAUCUAAAAAAUCAAAAAGGAACCUGCUUCUGUGUCAAAAGGCGUACGAUUGGCACGUGAGAUGAGUGCUCCUGACAGCAGCCUUACAGGAAGUGUGAGUUUGUGUUCAGGCAUUUUGUCACCUUUUGUCUCUUAAAACCUAAAACAACCCCCCCCCCCUCUUCAUCUCACAGCUGCAACAACUGUUAAUCUCAGUCCUCUGUUCAGUCAACUGUAGGUUGGUCUUUAAUAUGUUGAGAGUAUGUUUUUGAGUCUUGUGCUUGGGUAAUGUUCAUUUACACAGUCAGUUUUUUAUAGUGUCCUUUGUACGUCCACUGAACCCAUUUAAGUUUAGAAGCACUUGAAAUGUAACACUGCGUUUGUGCAUGGAUACUGUAUGUGCUUAUGUCUAAAGCUCUGUGAUAAAAUUAAAUUAUAUCACAGAGGACCUUUAUAUUUUGACAAAUUACAUUCAAAUGAAUGUGUGUUAACAAUUUUUUAAUAGAUUUUAUAUUUAUGAAGUGAUUACUUCUGUUCGGCAAGAAUGCAUUGAAUUGAUCAAAAGUGAAAGAAAAGAUUUUUGCUUUUUCCAUUUACAAAAAAUGAAGCAUCUUGAGUCAUUGAAGACAGGAGCAAUGGCUGAAAAUUCAGUUUUGCCGUCACAGGAAUUAAGCACAUUUUAAAAUAUAAUAAAAUAGAAGACAGGUCUUUUAAAAUUUAGUAAUAUUUAUCAAUAUUACAGGUUUAUACAGCUGUGAUUUUGAUCAAAUACAUGCAGAUUUAGUGAGCAUUAGAGACUUCUUUCAAAAAUAUCACAAACAAUCUUUGAACGGUAGAGUUAAUAAUAUUAUUUUAAAUAAUAAAAUGUUUGAUGUACAAAUGUUUAGUGCACUGUUAAAGGUAUAAACCAUGCUUUUGCUUUCAAUCAAACCUGUUUACUGAAAUCAAACACAAUGACUGAAUAUUUGCCUUAAAAAUGCCUUAGAAGAUAAAUUGUGAUUGAUAUUGUAAUUUAGAAAAAAGGUGAAAAACAUUGCUCAUUCACUGGUACUCAUGUACUAUAAUAAGAAUUCAUGAAUUUUAUGUUUGUAAAUUACAUUAAAACCCUAUUUUGGUGAUCAAAU
Carassius auratus (goldfish) is the source of this 2175-nucleotide messenger RNA. RefSeq names its product protein FAM167B-like. NCBI's taxonomy places the organism in Eukaryota, Metazoa, Chordata, Actinopteri, Cypriniformes, Cyprinidae. Bases 85 to 771 code for a protein of 228 amino acids. The transcript has 2 exons. The record is from RefSeq and is a predicted model, not a curated record.